This is a messenger RNA of Odontomachus brunneus, 642 nucleotides long. RefSeq lists its product as uncharacterized. Gene Ontology annotation, molecular function: catalytic activity. The record is from RefSeq and is a predicted model, not a curated record. Bases 85 to 528 code for a protein of 147 amino acids. The transcript is spliced from 3 exons. Lineage: Eukaryota; Metazoa; Arthropoda; Insecta; Hymenoptera; Formicidae.
AUAAAAGAGAAAGGAGAAAAGAUAAUAGUUAUAUCCAUAUAUAAUAAGGGUGGAUGGAAAAGGUUGGAAGAGAGUUUGAAUAGGAUGGUGGAGGAUGGAGAAAAUGGGAAAAUAAUAAUAGGAGGGGAUUUUAAUAUUAGGAUAGGAGGGUUAAAGAACAAUGAAAUGGUGGGAGAAAGAGAGGGUAGAAGAAGUAAAGAUAAAAUGAUAGGAAAGGAUGGGAGAAGAUUAAUAGAGUGGGUGCAAGAAAAAGGAUGGUAUGUAUUAAAUGGAGAUUAUAAAGGGGAUUGGGAAGGGGAAUUCACAUAUGUAGGCGCUAGAGGAAAUACGGUGAUAGAUUAUGUAAUUGUAAGUGAGGAAAUAUAUUGUAAGGCAGAAGAUUUUGUAAUUGGAGGUAGAAUAGAGUCGGAUCAUAUGCCACUAGAAUUAAGAAUAGAGGAAGAGGAGGAGGAUGAAGAAAGAAGAGUACCAAAGGGAGGAGAGGAAGAGAACAAGGAAGGAGGAGGAGAGAAGGAAUUUAUAAGUUAGAAGGAGGAGGAUAGGGUGAAAUUUAAAGAGGAAACGGAGGACUUCGUGCUGGAAGAAUAUCAAAAUACAGUGGAGAAGAAAUGGCAAGGAAUUAAAGAGAAGAUAAUAGGAUCA